Alternaria atra is the source of this 1500-nucleotide messenger RNA. RefSeq lists its product as uncharacterized. The record is from RefSeq and is a predicted model, not a curated record. Bases 1 to 1500 code for a protein of 499 amino acids. Gene Ontology annotation, cellular component: nucleus. The transcript is spliced from 5 exons. Gene Ontology annotation, molecular function: DNA binding. NCBI's taxonomy places the organism in Eukaryota, Fungi, Ascomycota, Dothideomycetes, Pleosporales, Pleosporaceae.
AUGUCUGACGACUGGAACUCCGUUACCAAGAUCGGUAGCCGCACUCGUGGUGGCGCCGCGGGACCUCGCGAAACCGUGGUCAAGGGCAAGUCAGCUUUGAACGCAGCCCAACGCAGCGGCGGUAUCGUCGCCACAGAGAAGAAGUUCGCUUCCGCCAACGCCCCACAGGGAGCUUCAUCAGAGGGCCAACGCCUUACUAAAGUCGACCGUUCCGACGACAUCGUCAAGCCCAAGACCGUUGGCAUCGUGGUCGGCCAGGCCAUCGCCAAGGCGCGCUCCGAGGCAAAGAACGACAAGGGCACUACCAUGACACAGAAGGAUUUAGCUACAAAGUGCAACAGCACACCCACUAUCAUUGCCGACUUUGAGCGUGGUACUGCGACACCAGACCAAAAGCUGCUAGGAAACAUGGAGCGCGUGCUCAAUGUCAUUCUACGGGGUGACAAGAUUGGGCAGCCGAAACCCAUUCUCUUCGUCUCUACCUUGCUCAUCUUCCUGUUUUACUUCAGUAUGAGUACCUCAGAUCACUCGUCCACGGUGCCUAUUCCGACUGAACCAGCGUUGGAUUAUCACUUCAAGUAUACCGUGCAGAAGGGAUUCUUCAUGCAGAGUGAGGAUGAGACUGAUGAUACCACUUUUGACUUCAAGGCGCAUAAUUUCGGCUUGAUUGAGCGCUCUUACCCCAGUGAAGACGACAGUAAAGAGAAGCAAUGGAAGCGCUUUGAGACACACGUGGCCAGUCUAGAGGCGGCGAAGAAAGAGGGCGAGAGUUACAAAGUACUCUUUCUGGGUCGUCAUGGUCAGGGAUGGCACAAUGUCGCAGAGGCAAAGUACGGAACGAAGGCUUGGGAUUGUUACUAUGCCGCCCUCGACGGCUACGACGGCAUUAUCUGGGCAGACGCCAACCUUACCUCCACAGGUCAAGACCAAGCCCUUGCCGUGAACAAGUUAUGGGCUGAACAACUCCCCCUCGGGAUCCCGGUCCCACAGACAUACUAUGUCUCUCCUUUAACCCGCACAAUAGAAACAGCAAACCUAACAUUCGGAGGUCUCCCACUUCCCCCCUCCCAACCCUACGCACCCUACAUAAAGGAACUCGUGCGCGAAGCCCUCGGCGUACAUACUUGUGAUCGGCGCAGUACAGCCACUCACUUGAAGCAAACCUUCACCGACCCGAUAUUGACAUUUGAACCCGGUUUUAAAGACGAAGAUCCCCUCUGGGAAGCCGAGUACCGGGAACCGCGAGCGGCAAGACGCUACCGAUUGGCCACAUUCCUGGACGAUGUUUUUGCUUCGGAUAACAACGUGUGGUUAAGUGUAACCAGCCAUUCGGGGGCGAUUAGAAGUAUGCUCGAGGCAUUUGGGCACAGGAUGUUUGCGCUGGAGACGGGGGGUGUGAUACCAGUUUUUGUCAAGGCGGAGAGGGUGCAGGGGAAAAGGAAGGCUCCGCCUAAGGAACCUAGCGAUGCGCCGCCGUUAUGUGAUGGGCCACCACACUGA